CGUAGAAGAAGAAGAACCACAACAACGAUGCAGCGCGACAAGACCAGCAACGCCAGCGCGGCUGAAAAGCCGGACCGCGAGGCCGCCAUCAUGUCCAAAUAUUACGACGGAGUGGAGUUUCCUUUCUGUGACGAGUUCAGCAAGUACGAGAAGAUGGCCAAGAUCGGCCAGGGCACCUUUGGGGAGGUGUUUAAGGCGAAGCACCGGCAGACGGGGAAGAAAGUCGCCCUGAAGAAAGUGCUGAUGGAGAACGAGAAGGAAGGGUUCCCGAUAACGGCUCUGAGGGAGAUCAAGAUCCUGCAGCUGCUCAAACACGAGAACGUGGUGAACCUGAUCGAGAUCUGCCGAACCAAAGCGACGCAGUUCAACCGCUACAAGGGCAGCAUUUACCUCGUCUUCGACUUCUGCGAGCACGACCUGGCGGGGUUGCUAAGCAACGCCAACGUGAAGUUCACGCUGUCGGAGAUCAAGAAGGUCAUGCAGAUGCUGCUGAACGGCCUGUACUACAUCCACAGGAACAAGAUCCUCCACCGGGACAUGAAAGCCGCCAACGUCCUGAUCACCCGCGACGGCGUCCUGAAGCUCGCCGACUUCGGGCUAGCGCGAGCCUUUAGCCUAGCGAAGAACAGCCAGGGGAACCGCUACACCAACCGCGUGGUGACGCUGUGGUACCGGCCGCCGGAGCUGCUGCUGGGCGAGCGAGACUACGGCCCCCCCAUCGACCUCUGGGGGGCCGGCUGCAUCAUGGCGGAGAUGUGGACCCGAUCUCCCAUCAUGCAGGGCAACACGGAGCAGCACCAGCUGACCCUGAUCAGCCAGCUGUGCGGCUCCAUCACGGCCGAGGUCUGGCCCGGCGUGGAUAAGAAGUACGAGCUGUACCAGAAGAUGGAGCUUCCGAAGGGCCAGAAGAGGAAGGUGAAGGACCGUCUGAAGGCGUACGUGAAGGAUCCGUACGCCCUGGACCUGAUCGACAAGCUGCUGGUCCUGGACCCGGCCCAGCGCACCGACAGCGACGACGCCCUCAACCACGACUUCUUCUGGUCCGACCCCAUGCCGUCGGACCUGAAGAACAUGCUCUCCACCCACAACACGUCCAUGUUCGAGUACCUGGCGCCGCCGCGCCGCCGCGGCCACCUGCCGCAGCAGCAGCCCAACCAGAACCGGAACCCGGCCGCCACCAGCCAGACCGAGUUCGACCGGGUCUUUUAGUGGACAAUUCAAGACUUUUAUUUUGAAAAAAAGGUCUUUUAGUGGACACUUCACGACUUUUAUUUUGAAAAAAGGUCUUUUAGUGGACACUUCACUUUUAUUUUGAAAAAAGUUUUUUUUUUUUCCAGGUCUUUUAGUGGACGCUUCACGACUUUUAUUUUGGAAAAAAAGGUCUUUUUUUCCGUGUCUUAGUGGACGCUUCACGACUUUUAUUUUGAAAAAAGGUCUUUUGUUCCCGGUCUUUUAGUGGACACUCGCGACUUUUAUUUUGAAAAAAGGUCUUUUUUUCCCAGUCUUUUAGUGGACACUCACGACUUUUAUUUUGAAAAAAGGUCUUUUUUUCCGGGUCUUUUAGUGGACACUUCACCACUUUUAUUUUGAAAAAGGGUCUUUUAGUGGACACUUCACGACUUUUAUUUUGAAAAAAGGUAUUUUUUUUCCGGGUCUUUUAGUGGACACUUCACCACUUUUAUUUUGAAAAAGGGUCUUUUAGUGGACACUUCACGACUUUUAUUUUGAAAAAAGGUCUUUUAGUGGACACUUCACGACUUUUAUUUUGAAAAAAGGUCUUUUUUUUUUUUUCUCCCCCGGGUCUUUUAGUGGACACUUAACGACUUUUAUUUUGAAAAAAGGUCUUUUAGUGGACACUUCACUUUUAUUUUGAAAACAGUUUUUUUUUUUUUUUUUCAGGUCUUUUAGUGGACGCUUCACGACUUUUAUUUUGAAAAAAUGUUUUUUUUUCCGGGUCUUUUAGUGGACACUCACGACUUUUAUUUUGAAAAAAGGUCUUUUUUUUCCCGGUCUUUUAGUGGACACUCACGACUUUUAUUUUGAAAAAAGGUCUUUUUUUCCCGGUCUUUUAGUGGACACUCACGACUUUUAUUUUGAAAAAGGGUCUUUUAGUGGACACUUCACGACUUUUAUUUUGAAAAAGGGUCUUUUAGUGGACACUUCACGACUUUUAUUUUGAAAAAAGGUCUUUUUUUUCCGGGUCUUUUAGUGGACACUUCACCACUUUUAUUUUGAAAAAGGGUCUUUUAGUGGACACUUCACGACUUUUAUUUUGAAAAAAGGUCUUUUAGUGGACACUUCACCACUUUUAUUUUGAAAAAGGGUCUUUUAGUGGACACUUCACGACUUUUAUUUUGAAAAAAGGUCUUCUUUUUCCGGGUCUUUUAGUGGACACUUCACCACUUUUAUUUUGAAAAAGGGUCUUUUAGUGGACACUUCACGACUUUUAUUUUGAAAAAAGGUCUUUUAGUGGACGCUUCACGACUUUUAUUUUGAAAAAAUUACUUUUUUUUUUCCAGGUCUUUUAGUGGACACUUCACGACUUUUAUUUUGAAAAAAGGUCUUUUAGUGGACACUUCACGACUUUUAUUUUGAAAAAAGGUCUUUUAGUGGACACUUCACAACUUUUAUUUUUUUUUCCUUUUGCACAUUUCUG
Cololabis saira (Pacific saury) is the source of this 2656-nucleotide messenger RNA. Its product is annotated as cyclin-dependent kinase 9. NCBI's taxonomy places the organism in Eukaryota, Metazoa, Chordata, Actinopteri, Beloniformes, Belonidae. Gene Ontology annotation, biological process: protein phosphorylation. The transcript is spliced from 8 exons. Gene Ontology annotation, molecular function: ATP binding; cyclin-dependent protein serine/threonine kinase activity. Bases 28 to 1209 code for a protein of 393 amino acids. Gene Ontology annotation, cellular component: nucleus. The record is from RefSeq and is a predicted model, not a curated record.